GUGGGGGGGGGGAAUCACGUUGUGCACUUCAUUUACGUCGGAUCCACUUCUUUGUUAAAGAAAUGCCCAUGAGAUUUAUUCAACAUACAUCGCACAAUGGGUUUUAAGAAGCUCUCUCUACUUCUGUUGCCAUCAAUGAAGACUCAUUGAUCUGACCGUUCCCAGUGUAAACCAGCUCUUGCUCGCCUUCCCACUACAGCAACUGGUUACGCCAGAAUGGAGGACACUUACAAUAACAGGACUUCCCUGGUUAAAGGGGCCAAGGAUAUGGUCAAGGAGGCAAAGCGGCAGGCGACCAAGAAGGUCAACAAGGUGGUGGACCGUGCCGCAGAUGAAUAUUCAUCCCAGCACAACUAUUCACGAUUCCAGGACGAUGCGGACGACGAUGAGGAUUUCUACAGGAAUCCGCCUCGGCAAGAUGGCGAGGGUUACCACGACAUUGACGAGGGCUCCAGCGACGCCACCGAGGGCCACGACGACGAGGACGAGAUCUAUGAGGGCGAGUACCAGGGGGUCCCCUCCACGGGCGACAGGAAGCAUAAGGAGGGCCAAGUGGCCCUGGGGCAACCGACGUCGGACGCGGUGAGGGACAGAAAGGAGCUGGAUCAGGAACGACAGGCGGACGAGGAGGAGCUGGCACAGCAGUACGAGCUCAUCAUCCAAGAGUGCGGCCACGGGAGGUUCCAGUGGCAGCUGUUCCUGGUGCUCGGACUGGCCCUCAUGUCGGACGGCGUCGAGGUCUUCGUGGUGGGCUUUGUGCUUCCCAGCGCCGAAACAGACAUGUGUGCGCCCGAUUCCAGCUCAGGAUGGCUCGGGAGCGUCGUUUACCUGGGGAUGAUGCUGGGAGCGUUCUUUUGGGGAGGAAUGUCCGACAAAGUGGGCCGCAGACAGUGCCUCCUCGUUUGCAUGUCCACCAACGGCUUCUUCGCCUUCCUGUCGUCUUUUGUCCAGGGAUACGGCGUCUUCCUUGUUUGCCGCCUCGCCGCCGGGUUCGGGAUAGGAGGUGCAGUGCCCAUUGUUUUCUCUUUCUUUGCAGAGGUUUUGUCGAGGGAGAAAAGAGGCGAACACCUGAGCUGGCUCUGUAUGUUUUGGAUGAUUGGCGAGAUCUACGCAUCUGCCAUGGCGUGGGCCAUUAUCCCGCAUUAUGGAUGGAGUUUCAGCAUGGGUUCAGCAUACCAGUUCCACAGUUGGAGAGUGUUUGUGGUGGUCUGUGCCCUACCUUGCGUGUGUGCUGUGGUCGCACUGACCUUCAUGCCUGAAAGCCCAAGAUUUUAUCUUGAGGUGGGGAAGCACGACGAAGCCUGGAUGAUCCUCAAACAAAUCCACGACACCAACAUGAGAGCGCGUGGGCAACCGGAGAAAGUCUUCAGCGUUAACAGGAUAAAGAUCCCAAAGCAGCUCGAUGAGUUGGUCGAAUUGAAGUCCGAAUCCGGAAAUCCGGUUUCCAAGGCUGUCUUUCGGCUGAAGGCUGAAAUCCAUGGGAUCUAUUUGAAUCUCAUGAAGUGUUUCAACUACCCGAUGCGAGAAAAUAUGAUGCGACUCGCCACGGUGUGGUUCACGCUGUCUUUCGGGUAUUAUGGUCUGUCUGUCUGGUUCCCCGAUGUCAUCAAACACCUCCAGGCAGACGAAUAUGCCUCCAAAGUGCAAAUCCACAACAGCGAACGCAUUGAAGACUUCGCCUUCAACUUUACUCUGGAGAACCAGAUACACAAAAAUGGACUUUUCAUCAAUGAUCGAUUCAUCAACAUGAAACUCAAAUCCGUCACCUUUGUGGACUCAACGUUUCGUAACUGCUACUUUGAUGAUGUCACAUCGGUGGGAUCCUAUUUCCAUAACUGCACUUUUAUCGAUGCGUUCUUCUUCAAUACAGACAUCGACGACUCUAAGCUGAUCGAUGGCACUGAGGUGGUCAACAGCACUUUCGCACAUAACAAGACGGGAUGCCAGAUGACAUUUGAUGACGAUUACAGCGCCUACUGGGUUUACUUCAUCAACUUCUUGGGAACGUUGGCCGUUCUACCUGGGAACAUCGUGUCCGCUCUUCUCAUGGAUAAAACGGGACGUCUGUCCAUGUUAGGUGGCUCCAUGGUGUUGUCAGGCAUCAGCUGCUUCUUUUUGUGGUUCGGCACCAGCGAGUCCAUGAUGAUUUUCAUGCUGUGCCUUUAUAACGGCUUGAGUAUCUCCGCCUGGAACUCCCUUGACGUGGUCACAACUGAAUCUUUCCCGACCGCCCGCAGAGGAACUGGCUUUGGAUUCUGCAAUGCCCUUUGUAAGCUGGCUGCAGUCUUGGGAAACCUGAUUUUCGGUUCUCUGGUUGGCAUCACGAAGGCCAUCCCCAUCCUGAUGGCAUCGUCAGUUCUCGUGGGGGGAGGUCUGGUCGGCCUCCGGUUGCCUGAUACCAGGGCGAAUGUCCUCAUGUAACACCAGCUUCGCCAGACUACAACCUAGAAAAAACAUGGAGCUUGAAGGGGAUAACAGAUCAUGGGGGGCAAGUGGCUUGGAUCAUACAUGCAGUGGAUAUCAAAAGUCUACACCCCCUGUUCAAAAAAUAAAUAAAUAAAUAAAUAAAUAAAUAAAAAUCACACACUUGAAAUCUGCCGAACGCAUUUGGGAAAAUGUCUUUCGCUCCAAUGAAAGCAAAGGUUGAACUUUCUGCCCAUUACUCCAAAGGGCAUGCUUGGCACAAAUGCAGCACUGCUCAUCACCAAAAGAACAACAUACACACAGUUGGUGGCAGCAGCGUCCUUUGUCUCGGGCACUGUUUUUUUUUUUUUAGUUGGACCUGGAGCCUUUGUCAAGGUGGAGGGAAUUGUGAACAGUUCCAAAUACUGGAAAGGGUUUGUACAAAACCUUGAGGCUUUUGAGCUUAUUUGAGUUUAAUUUGGGUUUACUCGGAGGCACUUUAAAUGGUGCAAUUUGUGUGCUGACUCCCAUUGAAUGGGAUUGGUUAAUUCUGAACACAGCCACACCCCCAAUUACUCUAAGAGGGUGUGCACACUCGUUCAACCACAGUAUCUCAGUUGUUUAUUUUUACUAUCCCCACUCUAAGAUAUUUGAAAACCUGACAUUUUACCAGGGGUGUGUAGACUUUUUUUUAAAAAUAUCCACUGUAUCUUAAAUGUAUUAAUCAUAUCGAGCUUAUUAGUAAAGCAGUGCAGCAAUUUAAGCAUACCGGUCAACAGUACCAGAUUCUUCGCAAUUUAAUUAGCAAUUGUGCGUAUAUUUUACGUGGAGAUUUUGCAAAACAAGGCUGAUAGUCGCACACGUUUCCUACGAAAACUUUGGUUUCAUUUUGCUUUGGGAGGGAUCCCAGUUGCAGCCAGCAUCUUCUAUGGUGUUAUCGCCUGCCUUAAACUCAAGGCUUUUAAUAUUGAUAGUCUUAUUAAGAGGAGCCAGAUGGGGAGAAAAGUGCAAAACAAGCCGUAAUGAGCUCAGCCAACCGGCUGUGUGAUAACGGAGGGAAUCAAUGAUCAGACGGAGCGGACACACGACGCAAAUGCACGGCAGCUGGUUUUGCUGCAAACAUCACAACAUGUUGCAGAUGGUCAGGCGUAGUGCAGACAGGUGCGAUGGAAAAAUUCCUGAAAGCUCACACAUAGACACACGUUCAGCUUGGACUGCACCCAGCAUUUGCUUACAUACUCUAUUGGGAACUUCCCCAAAGUAGAUGGAGGAUACCAAGCCCUUUGUAUUGCCUACCAACAUAAAAUAAAAAAAUGCCAUACUAAAAAAAAAACAAAUCAAAUGAAUGAUUGAGCCAUACAUUGAAACCAAGCCUUGUCCCCUUCAUAUUGUUCUAUCACUCUAUAAAAAACAAUAAUCCAAAAAAUAACCUCAGCGCUCUUCCUCUGAUUUUGCUUUAUGUGGCUCGCUUGAGUAACCAACCUACGAUAAUGACUCAAAACAAAUACUGAAUGCCUUUUGAAACGUGCCUCUCCUGAGCUGGAGCAGUCUACCCGUCGUCAUGUGGUACCCUGAGGUUGCAGGACAGAAACUAUAAAUAUAUAGAAAAUAUAUAUAUCAUAUUAUUAUCAUAUUUCUGCGAAUAUAUGUGAAAUACUGUAUGAGGAGUCAAUUCCAAUUCAGUUUGUUCUCACCUGUCCCUUUCUUUAGACAUUAUUAUAUACAUGGACAUUUCUAUUUUUGUUGAAAAAUUAUUUUUCAAAAAUUCAAAUAGCAAUUUACGUCUUUAUGCAAUUAUUAUGCCCUACGAUUGGCUGGCAACCAGUUCAGGGUGUACCCCGCCUCCUCCCCGACGAUGGCUGGCAUAGGCUUAUUAUUAUUUACUACGAGUAAUAUACCAUUAGAACAAUGCAAAAUGAAACAACAAUGCAACCAAAAUGCAAAUAAUAACACUUAUACAAAAACAUAUUACUAUCAAUAUAUUUCUAUGUAUUUGUCUAAUACCAUUACCAUUGCAAGAUAGGAAAAUGUACUUCGUUUAAUUCAUGGCCAAAACACAAGAUUAAAUUCUGUACCCCAACAUGGCGCUGUAGACAAAAAAAAAAUGUUUCAUCAUCAAGCACCAUUUUUAAUACUAUAUAUAUAUAUAUAUCCAGUAUCAGAAAUGUUAUGCCAUAGUUAGUUGCUGAUUAACCUGUUGGAGAGAAGUUAAUUUUGCAAACUUUAUUUUGCUUGAGGUAUCGGGGUAUUGGUUAAAUGUACUGUAUCUGUGUGUGAGAGUAUGUGUUUGUGUGUGUGCGCGCGCACGUGUGUCUAAGCAUGCAUGUGUUUGCAUACUAAUAGUGUGCAUUUCCGAGUGUAAAUAAUGUAUAUAAUCAAAGCUGAUAUUAGUGGCGGUGUGGGAUUAAUGUGUAUAAGCAACUUUGAUUGCAUUGUGUGCCCGCUGCUAUGUCCAUGCUGUGCAUCGCUGCGAGUCCUUGGCUUCAGAUUCCUACACAACUGCCACUCUUUCCCACUCUCUACUCUGUGUGUGUGUGUACUUGCAUGUACAAAAUCUGUUAUUGUAUGCUAUUUUUGGUUUGGUUUUGAACUCUUUCACCAGAAAACGUCGGCAAUAUCCAGAUGUUUGUUGAAGAAAAAUGUGAAUGUAUCACUCUUGUAAGUUCUGUCCAUCCAUUUCAUGGAGGUAAUCAAAUGUAUGUGGACAAUAAAGUUGUGUGUAUCAUUGUGACUAUUGGGCCCCGCCAGUCAUUGCAGCAAAUUGCUGUUUUGAGUGUGAACAUAUGUUAAGAAGUGAAAAGGUGGCAAAGGCAGUUUGUGUUGCUUUUCGAAAUAUAUACAAUAAAAAAUGAUGUUCUCUUGCAAAUGA
Messenger RNA from Phyllopteryx taeniolatus (common seadragon), 5272 nucleotides. RefSeq names its product synaptic vesicle glycoprotein 2Ca (gene sv2ca). The record is from RefSeq and is a predicted model, not a curated record. Gene Ontology annotation, molecular function: transmembrane transporter activity. Bases 217 to 2421 code for a protein of 734 amino acids. The transcript is spliced from 13 exons. NCBI's taxonomy places the organism in Eukaryota, Metazoa, Chordata, Actinopteri, Syngnathiformes, Syngnathidae. Gene Ontology annotation, cellular component: membrane. Gene Ontology annotation, biological process: chemical synaptic transmission; transmembrane transport.